GUACCUAGUGUGGUCUGUGUACAGGUCACAGCACAAGUUGCCUGUACCUGGUGUGGUCUGUGUACAUGUAACAGCGCGAGUCCCGGGGGCCCAGGAGACGGUUACCCAGCCUAUUAUCCUUGAAGAAUUUGGCUGCUUUAUUUAAAGAACUACACAUCCACCACUGAGUAAUGGACUGUGAAGAUGUCCCAGACCAACACUCUUAAAUCAUGUCAGGCAAAGACAGAGAACCUUUAUGAUCACCAAUUACAGUGUUUGCCUCUUAAUUAUUCUGGGACUCAGCUCGAACUGGAAGAAUGUAAGAUUCGAGUAGUGAAAAAUGCAGAAAUGUCAAAUAAACCAGUUUCUUUGUGGACUGUGGAUGACGUGUGCGAGUGGAUUAAACUAAAUGAUCCAAGUCACAGCUCCAGUUUUGUUGAAGCAGUUAUUGGGCAUGCUAUCUCAGGACGUGUUUUAUUGAGACUCACUGCAGGAAAGUUGGAACAAAUGGGCAUUGACCAGGAGAGCCACCGUCAUUCGUUACUUCAGAAAAUACUGGGACUGCGAAUUCGAGAUGAUGUUGAAAGUCUUACAAUCUUUGAAGGUAGAAACAAAGUCAGAAUUUUGAGCACCGCUAACCUUUCUAUACUCACUACAACAAGAACAGCAUCAUUAAACUACUUGUGGGCUUCUGAACUAUUGGACCGUUUUUAUGUUAUGAAAAUUUCAAAAAGUGCAUUGUAUCAAUGAUUUUUGACUGAUGCAUCUGAAAAAUAUUUCCCAUUUCCCUUUAUCAGAUUGAGUAAAGCCAUGAUAAGUUUUUUUGUUUUUAACAAACUUUUAGAAUGCGUAUCACGGUUCUGAUUUGAAAGUUAUUACAUUUUUUACCACUGCUUUGCAAAUUGAAUUCAGUGGCAAACCUGUGACAAUUGUUUGUUUUAGGUGCAUUAAAUUAUCAAAAAGGUGAGUUAUAAGGAACAUUUUAAAGGGAGAGAGCAAGGGCGCAGGGAGGGAGUUUAAUUAUUUAAAGCCUUGCUAAGUGAAAGUGUGGUUUCCAGUAGUGAAACAAUUAAAAUUGGGGAUGACUAAGAGUUUAGAUCUUAAGAAAUGAAUAUAUACAAUAUCAGAGCAAUGUGUUUAGAGGAGAUGGCACAAAUAGACUCUUGUGCAACUCACUACAUUCCUGUCGAUGUAUGUGGUUGCCUCAUGAAAGUACUCGGGGAAGUAUUUUUUGGUUCCCCUCAAAUGGGCUUUGAGUUCUGUUGAAAAGAUUGUCAAAUAAAUAUCGUAAUUGUUUUCUGUGAGUGAGUUUCUCUGUCGCUAUCUCCUGUCAUUCAUCUACAUAAUGUUUUUGUACAAUAUGAUCAGAACUUAAGCAUGGAUUAUUUUGAGUACACAACUCACAUUUUAUGAGGGAGCAUAUUCUUUCAUAGCAUUUUACCCGUGCGAGGAAUGGCUUGUCUGGUUGAUUGGAAUUAUGAUGGACAGCUGAUAGUUUCCGAGAUUUAGACCUGAUUUGUAUUUGGUGUUGCAGAAAUAGGAACACUGGUGCAUUUAAAAAAAUUUAAAGAGCUACUUUUUAACUACAAUAUGUACGGUGUCACCCAGCUAUCAACUAGGUUUAAACAUUUUUAGUUAUGAAUGAGAUUUUUGCCAGUUAGUCUUUCAUAAUUUAUCAAACAUUAAAUUUGAUAAUUAAGAUUGAUGCAUUUAGCUGUGAUUUAUUGAUGGGCUAAUCUUGCUUUCUUUAUAUAUUGGAUAUAUAUUCACACAAAGAUUUUCUACUACUGCGAACAUAACUAAUUUCCGGAAGUGUAGCACUUACUGUAAGUGCUAUCUUAAACCCUAUCUUAAGUGGGUAUUGCAAUCUGAUAUUGAAUUAAAAACGGUGAUUAAUAACUUGUUUCAGAAACACUUGGCACUUGAUUUCCCAUGAUAGUGCAAUGUGCAUCAAAGAACUGCUGACUUGCAGCAAAAAGAAAUGCACCUCAGGGGGAGAUGUUUAAUCACAGCUGACAGAAGGAGGACUUUGAGUGUGCUGCAGCUUCUGAGGGCUUGCAUUUUAAACCAUAGUAAUAAUGCAACAUAUGAGUUCAUAUUAUUGUAGGUAAUGGUUAUUAUUAAAUAAAAAGAUGAAAAUC
Amblyraja radiata (thorny skate) is the source of this 2120-nucleotide messenger RNA. Its product is annotated as sterile alpha motif domain-containing protein 12-like. Gene Ontology annotation, biological process: cell surface receptor protein tyrosine kinase signaling pathway. The coding region runs from base 184 to 729 and encodes 181 amino acids. The record is from RefSeq and is a predicted model, not a curated record. The transcript has 4 exons. Lineage: Eukaryota; Metazoa; Chordata; Chondrichthyes; Rajiformes; Rajidae. Gene Ontology annotation, cellular component: cytoplasmic side of plasma membrane. Gene Ontology annotation, molecular function: protein binding.